Molecule: messenger RNA, 1183 nt
Organism: Orcinus orca (killer whale)
Lineage: Eukaryota; Metazoa; Chordata; Mammalia; Artiodactyla; Delphinidae
Product: angiotensin-converting enzyme-like protein Ace3
Biological process (GO): proteolysis
Cellular component (GO): plasma membrane
Molecular function (GO): peptidyl-dipeptidase activity; metallopeptidase activity
Source: RefSeq, a predicted model, not a curated record
AUGGCCCCCUCCCCUUUCCUGGGUUACAAAGACAUGGGGGCCUUAUGGCGGUCCACGUACAAGUCCGACACACUGGAAGAAGACCUGGAGCAGCUCUUCCAGGAGCUGCAGCCGCUCUACGUGAACCUGCACGCCUACGUGCGCCUGCGUGCGCCUGCGUGCGCCUGCGUGCGCCGGGCCCUGUAUCGCUUCUACGGGCCCGAGCUCAUCGAUCCGAGGGAGCCCAUCCCAGCCCACGUUCUGGGCAACAUGUGGGCUCAGUCCUGGGUCAGCGUCUUAGACCUGGUCCUGCUUCCGGAGAAGCACCCCGAGGACAUCACGAAGAUCACGUGAGACCAGCAGUGGAAGUCUGAGAAAAUGUUCCAAGAGGCUGAAAAAUUCGUCACCUCCCUGGGGCUGCUUUCCACCCCUCCUGAGUUCUGGAAAAAUGCCAUGAUGGAAAGGCCAACGGACGGGCGGGAGGUGGAGUGCCACGCAUCCGCCUGGGACGUCUACGAGGGGAAGGACUUCAGGAUAAAGAAGUGCACUGAAGUGACCAUAGAAGAUCUGCUCUCCAUCUUCCACCAGAUGGGCUAUAUCCAGUACUUCUUGCAGUACAAGAACCUCUCUGUGAUCUUCCACACAGGCGCCAACCCAGCCUUUGAAGAGGCCGUGGGGUCGGUGAUCACCCUCUCGGCCUCCUCCCAUAAGCACCUGCUCAACAGAGCCCUGCUCAGCCACCAGCACCAGGAUGAAGAAGAGGAGGUCAGUUUCCUGAUGAACGUUGCCCUGGAGAAGAUCGCCUUCAUCCUCUUCGCCUACCUGGUGGACCUGUUUCACUGGAAGGUCUUUGACGGCACCAUCGAGAAGGCCGUGUACAACCAGGAGUGGUGGAACCUCAGGUACUUCCUCAGCCUCGUGCUCCAGUUCCAGUUCCAUGAAGCACUCUGCAAGGCCUCAGGCCACGUGGGGCCCCUGCACUGAUGCGACUUCUAUAACUCCUAGCUGGCUGGGAAGCUCCUGGAGGAUGUCCUAAAGCUGGGCUUGAGCAAGCCCUGGCCAGAGGCCCUGCAGAAGAUAACCGGGGAGACCAAGGUGUGUACAAAGGCCCUCAUGACCUACUUCAAGCCCCUGCUGAACUGGCUGGUCACCGAGAAUGUGCGGCAUGGGGACAUCCUGGGCUAGCCAGACUUCAGCUGUUCCU